UGUGUUCCACAUACCUUGAUUUCUUGUCUGUCAGUGGUUCAGUUCACAUGGAGAAGAGAGCCUGAGCAUUCCUCCUGAUAGAUGAAUCCCUUGUCCCUACGUUCUGCUCUCUCCAGGGUGCAUGAUACCUGUUGAAAACAGACUCUUUUAUGAGACUUUUCUGGCAUUUUUUUAAUGAAACUGGACUGAGUCAGGAGAAGGAGAGCAGAAGGAGAAGUCUCACCUUUUAGCCACAGGACGCCAAGGAUUUUCAUCACAUUUCUUAUCUGGUUCUUCAAACCUUGCAGCUGUUUUUCUUGCAGCUGCAGAAACAUAAUAUAUAGAGAUUUUGUCAGUUACAUUAUGAUCUUUUCCACGGUGCCUUUUCAAGUUUCUUUAGCCAAGCAGCAGACGUAUGUGUCCCCCUCAAACCAUCAGAUGGCUCCUCCAAGCCCCAACAACAACAACAAUAUCAACACCACCAGCAGCACCUCCAUCAGCAAUGGCAGCAGCAGCAUUGGGGGAGAGCAGCUGAGCAAAACCAACCUGUACAUCCGUGGCCUCCACCCAGGAACCACAGACCAGGAUCUGGUCAAGCUCUGUCAGCCGUACGGGAAAAUCGUGUCCACCAAGGCCAUCCUGGACAAGACCACCAACAAGUGCAAAGGCUAUGGCUUUGUUGACUUUGACAGUCCGUCCUCGGCUCAGAAGGCGGUGACGGCGCUGAAGGCGGGUGGCGUGCAGGCUCAGAUGGCCAAGCAACAGGAGCAGGACCCCACCAACUUAUACAUCUCCAAUCUGCCAAUGUCCAUGGACGAGCAGGAGCUGGAGAGCAUGCUGAAGCCCUUCAGCCAGGCCAUUUCCACUCGCAUCCUCCGUGACGCCAACGGGACCAGCCGAGGAGUGGGCUUUGCCAGGAUGGAGUCAACAGAGAAAUGUGAAGCCAUCAUCCAACAUUUCAAUGGAAAAUAUAUCAAGACUCCACCUGGAGUUCCAGUGCCGCCAGAGCCCCUGUUGUGUAAAUUUGCUGAUGGAGGUCAGAAGAAGCGUCAGAGCCAAGGAAAAUAUCUGCAGAACGGCCGGCCCUGGAUGAGAGAUGGGGAGAAUUCCUUUGUCUCUUGGCUCCAGGGAGGAAUGACCCUUACCUAUGACCCCAACACAGCCUUACAGAACGGGUUCUACUCCUCUCCAUACAGCAUCGCCCCAAACCGGAUGAUGGGGCCAGCCUCCCUCUCCCCGUACAUGCAUUCACCUGUGUCCACCUACCAGGUACACAACCCAUCCUGGCUACAUCAUCAGUCAUACAUAAUGCCGCCCACGGGGGCAGUCCUGACGCCAGGAAUGGACCACACCAUGUCCAUCCAGCCGACCUCCAUGAUGGGGCCCCUGACGCAGCAGCUCAGCCACCUCUCCAUGGGCAGCAGUGGCACAUACAUGCCUGCAAACACAUCUAUGCAGGGGACCUACAUCCCCCAGUACACCCAAGUGCCUGCUGCCAACAUCUCAGUUGAGGAAAGUGCCGUUCAACCACCCGUUGCCAUAGAGACACCCACAGAACACACAACCUACACCUACCAGCAUAACAAGUGAAGAGGUGGCAGAGAUCUUCCUCUGGAGCCGGAGCGACUCUCAAGGGGCCCCAAGUGCUGAAACUCGGCACAGCGACUCUGCACGUAAGGCACCAGACACUCGGGAGGAACAUGGACUGUUACACAGAAAGGACAAAAAAAAAAAAGAUAUUUUCUACAAACUCAUAUUUUAAAACAAACUCUUGUACUCCAAAACAAACCAAGGCUGGAGGAUGGCAGGCAAUGGGAAACGGAAGAACGGAACAGGGAGCGUCUAUUUUGAUAACAGUCACACACAGACACACACUACAUACGUUUAAAACGUUUUUUGGACGUUAUUUUUUUUCUAAUACUACUCCGGGGAGCUAGAAUGAAAGCAGGAAAAUAACAUUUCAACACCAUGUUUUAUUUUGAGUUAUGUUUUCACCGUUUUGUAAGAGAUGCUGAUUUUACUUCACUUUUUUUUGUCUGAUACUUUCAGGCUUUGAACCUGCCUUUUUUUGUACAUAAUUCUUAGUUUUGGUGUGUUUCUAGCUUCAUGUUUCCUAGUUUGAUUGAUUGGUGCAAAUAUUUGAAUACAGGGCUCAAAAAGAAAAAGAAAAAAGUCAUUCAAAAAGCUGUUGACUCAUAUUGUAGACAGAUAUGGUGCUGAUUUGGAUUAGCGUCUCUCGAAGUGGCGGCAAGUUUAUCAGGUAUUAAACCUACCUGAUCGCUUUUUUUUGGCACUUGACUCUAAUUUAUAGUUCCAACAAUCUCGACAAAGCUUCAGACAAUCAGAAGAUUACAAAGAAAAUUUAGAGAUGAUUUCACGGAGAAGAUUUCUUCAAAAGAGCAAAAAUAGAUUUAAAGCAUUCCAGAGAUUAUUAUCAGAAAGUUCACGUUGAGCUGCUCCACUUGAUGAAACCCAAAGUUGCUUAACAGAGAUCACAUCUCACACAGAGCUGCCUGUAAAUAAGAGAUUUAAAUGUAUUUAGGCUUUCUUUUGAUUUCCUUUUAUCAGUGUAGUAAUGCUUCAGUUAUUUUAAUAACAAUAUUAUACCAAAAUGUCUGAGCAUAGCAAUAUUGCUGUGUUUUCCUCUUGUGAUUCCUUUAUAGACGGGGAAGCUGAAUCUCCACAACAUCCCAAAAAAAUGUAUUUUCCGAAGCAAGAGUUAGAUGUUGUUAUUAGAGUAUGAAGUUGUUAUUACAUAGACGUGGAGAUCAACUGGUAAAGCGUGGCUCUGUCCUGUUAUAUCUUCAGAAAACACUAUCAUUAUGGAUUAUUAUGGCCAGUACAGAGAUGCUUUAAUACUGGCCAUCGUUGUGUGUUUGCAUCUACUUCUGCAUUUCUGUUUUUCACCCUCAUGUUUUUUUUACAUUUCUUAUUUAAAGUUUGUUUUUUUUUAAUUCAGUUUUUAAGAUUGAUCCUAUUUUUCGAAGAAGUUUUGUUUUUAUUUUUGAUAGUGUGUUGUGUGCUUCAAAUAGUGAGAAAUAGAUGUUUGCAACUUUUUUUGAAAUUUGUUUGUAUGUUUGCGUACUUUUCUCGUUCUGGUUUCAGUGUUGAUGUCAAAGUGGCUUUAAUGUUGUUGUGUGUUUGUUUUUUUUUUUACAGAUAUUUCAGUUCUGUCCGUGUCACAAAUGUUGGCACUUUGCAAACAUGACUCCUGAUCGUGGAUGAAUUAUGUGUGCUAGGUUCAGAUGCAUUGUUACAGAGUUGUGCCCUCAAGCAGUUGGGAACAACGUAAGAGAAAUAUAUGUUCAAAAACCUUGACUUACCUCAUCCUGCCAGAGAAAUGUAGAUUCAGUUUGUGUACAAGGUUCACAGGCAAUAACCGACUACAGUAGGUCUCAUGGCUGUUCACAGCUGGUACUGUGUCCACAUCCUUUAACUCUUCCGUCCAAUGUUCGGAAAAAAACACGCCCAAGGUCUGACGAUCUAUGCAAUUAAUUUAUUAUCCUUAUAAAUGCAAUACUACAGAUAUCCAAGAGACACCUCACAUUAUGACAAUGGAUCACCUCACAAUAUCACUUCUGGCUCACGAAGCUUUCAUCUUUCAUUAUUCAUAUGUUGAGAUUUUGUUUUUGUUUUCUGACUGACACAUUCAUCUUUGGUUCAUUAAUUGUUAGUAAAAUUGCUGCAUUAAAAGGGAACUAUUUCAUACCAAAAUGUAGUUGUUAAUAUGAAAAUGUAGGAACUCUAAAUAAAAUAUAUGGCAGGUGUGCUUUAUAUGAAUGAAGGCAGGUGUUGCCCACUUGUCUACCCAACUUUUAGUUUACAUGGACGUCAUGUUGAUGUAAUUCACCAUUCCAUCCAGCUGCAACUUCUAUGUUCUGGUUACAUUUUACGUUUGCUUUCUUGCCGAGUAAUUGAUGCGGUUUUAUUCUUUUUAAACCAUGAAACAGUUCAUUUCCAGGAGAAAAUUAAACUUCACAGAAAUGCCUUAGAUUUCACUGAAAGGGAUAGUGAAGAUUUGGUGGGCUUGUUUUUUUUUUUUUUUUUCAUGCACUGCUAAUGUUGAAAAUAUUUUUUUUUGUUCUAUCAAACUACUCUGAAAUAUUUACAUCUUUAAAUUUGUGUUCCAUCGUCAUUCCAUCACUUCUAAUCCAAAAUAUUGAAGAAAAGCUGAAUGGUGGGUUAUUGAGUCUAAAGAACUAUUGCUGCUAAUGUCGGAUCGAGUAGAAAUCUUUUAGCUGAAGGUCAUUGAAUACAUCACGUCACGUAUGGGGUCAGUUUGUAACUCAUGUUCAGAGAUGUCUGUGCAGUCUUCUUCUCUAAAUGUUUGUCUGUCUGUGCCAUGAUGCAGGUCUUUGUCUUCUUCAUAGAAAAAACAACCCUACAGCUAUUAAACUUUUAACUUGG
Molecule: messenger RNA, 4386 nt
Organism: Sebastes umbrosus (honeycomb rockfish)
Lineage: Eukaryota; Metazoa; Chordata; Actinopteri; Perciformes; Sebastidae
Product: RNA-binding motif, single-stranded-interacting protein 2-like
Exons: 14
Coding region: 343-1569 (408 amino acids)
Cellular component (GO): nucleus; cytosol; ribonucleoprotein complex
Molecular function (GO): poly(A) binding; mRNA 3'-UTR binding; poly(U) RNA binding
Source: RefSeq, a predicted model, not a curated record